AUGGCGGGCGCCUUGAAGCGGCUGGAGUUUGUUUACGACGUGCUCUCUCCAUACUCAUACGUUGCCUUUGAGUUGUUGAAGAGAUACAAGCCAACAUGGGAUGUGAGCGUGCAGUACACCCCGGUUGCCAUUGGUGGCCUGUUCAAAGUCAGCGGCAACCAAUCCCCGGCCAUGAUUCCAUUGAAGGGGUCACAUAUGCCGACGGACCUCAUGCGCUACCGCAAGUUUGAAGCAGUCGACAUCAACUUGCCAAAGGACAUGUUUCACGUUCUCUUCAAGAAAGGUUCACUGCGUGCACAGCGACUGCUGACCGUGUGCACGAUGGAGCACAAUCAGCUCGUGGAGCCCUUAACUGAGACGCUGUUCCAACGCGUCUGGCGGGACGACAAAGACAUCACCGAAGAGGCGAGUUUGAUUGAAGCCCUCAAGACUGUGGAUGUGCCAGAAGACGCCGCAAGCAGGAUGCUUGAGCGAACUCUGGAUUCAGACGUGAAGACCUGCCUCAAGGACGUCACGCAGAACGCCGUCGAUCGAGGGGUGUUUGGCGUGCCGACGUUCUUCAUCGGGGAUGAGCUUGUCUUCGGCUCCGACCGAUUCUACCACAUUGCCCGUCUUCUAGGCGAAGAGUACUACGGCCCCUUUGGCGCGCGGGAGCCGCAGGAUAUUCAGGAGAUCUUGGACGCCAAAGCGAAGCUGUGA
This is a messenger RNA of Salpingoeca rosetta, 699 nucleotides long. RefSeq lists its product as uncharacterized. Gene Ontology annotation, biological process: glutathione metabolic process. Gene Ontology annotation, molecular function: glutathione transferase activity; glutathione peroxidase activity. Bases 1 to 699 code for a protein of 232 amino acids. Lineage: Eukaryota; Choanoflagellata; Craspedida; Salpingoecidae. The transcript has 11 exons. Gene Ontology annotation, cellular component: peroxisome; mitochondrion. The record is from RefSeq and is a predicted model, not a curated record.